AUCUAUUUGUAUAUUAAUUAGAGAUAUAUUGUUACAGCAUGGAUUCAUCAAUAUUUCAAAUAGAUAAUAAAAGUAUUUCUAUAAAUUUUUGCAAAAAUUCCAUCACCAAUGACACCAAAGACACCGAUAACAUUUCUUCGCAAAUCAAAGUAACAUAUACUCAGCGGUGUGUCUCACCAGAGCAUGUUAUCGAAAAUGAUUUAAACAAAAGUACUAAAGAGAAAGACAUUCCAAAAAAGAUAAUAGAUAUUACUUUGGAAGAUUCAUCGAUAGAAGAAAUCAAACCUGAUACAAGCAGCGAUACCGAAGAGUGUGAUUUUACUCAGCGCUCUAUAGUGAAGGAACAUCUAAAAAAAACUAAAACAUACAAGCCUUCUAAAAAAGUCUGCGAAAAACAUGUUGAAUAUAUUAUAGAAGUAAGUAAAAGUAGAGCUAAAUCUCCAAUUUGUAAUGCUACGACAUCGAAGAAGCCCAAAAUAUAUAAAGCUAAUCCACAGCGGAAACUCAUAAAGGGUAAAGAUAGAAUGGAUUCAUAUAAAUUCCAAACUAAAAAAGGUAUUGAAUUUAUAAACUUAUGCGAAGACUCUCCUACCAAAGAUUUGACUUUGCGGUGCGAAGAAACAUAUGAUCAUAGUUCAUAUCGAAACCAAAUUAGUAAAGCUGAUUUGACAAAAUCCACUUCGACAACAUCUAUUUCAUCAGCAUCCACUCUACCUGCUGCUUGGAAAAAUAACAAAGAUCAAUGUGUAUCAAUAAAUGAAAUGAACAAUGAGUAUCUCAUCAACGGUGUUAAAGUGACAUUUCCAAUGGUACCGUAUGAUGCUCAGAAAUCUGUUAUGAGAAUAGUCAUUAAAAAUUGCACGAACUCAACUAACUGUUUGAUCGAAAGUCCUACCGGUAGCGGAAAGACCUUAGCUCUACUUUGCAGCGUAUUGGCUUGGCAAACUAAAUUUGUUGAGGAUAUUGAAGGGACGUUCGAUGACCUCUCACGACGUACAGAAAUAGUUGGCAAGGGGGAAGGCAAUAAUAAGAAGAAUGAAUGUUGUGGUGAACAAAAUAACAAAGGUUCUUCUUCUUCUUCUUCUUCUUCUGCGUCCGAUACAACGAAUCUUACAAGUACUAGAAAAUUAAAUGAACCUCUCUACGAAAAAAUGUUUAAUUUGUGCAAUGCUUUUGGCGAUGAAGAGGGAAAAUGCAAAAAAAGGGCACCAAAAAUUUAUUAUACUACCAGAACGCAUCGUCAAAUAAAACAAGUCGUGAAGGAACUUGGUAGAACCGUCUAUAAAAAUACAAAAAUGACUAUACUAAGUAGUCGUGAACACACUUGCAUUCAAGAUGUUCCUGGAAAUAAAACUGAACUUUGUCAUAAUCUACUAGAUCCUGAAAAGUCAUCCGAAUGUCCUUUUUACAAUAAUAACAAUAAAAAGUUAUUAUCAAGUUUUGCUCAAUUGAAAUGUAAAGGAAUGUCGAUGCCAUUUGAUAUAGAAGAUAUAGUUAAAGUUGGUAAAAAGUAUAAUCUAUGUCCAUAUUUUGGUACUAAAAGUUUAAUUGAAGAAGCUGACAUUAUUUUUUGUCCGUACAAUUAUAUCAUUGAUCCAGAAAUUCGUGAAAGCAUGCAAAUCAAUUUAAGAGAUCAAGUUGUCAUAUUUGACGAGGGUCAUAAUAUCGAAGAUAUCUGUCGCCGAGUUGCUGGUGCCCAAUUUUCAACAGUCGAACUACAAGUUAUCAUAGACAAUUGCAAAGUGUUACUAUCUCAACCAUUCAUUGAACCUGUUGAACUUGACGCUUAUAAUACCAUCCAACAAUAUGUGACUAUGCUUAAAGAGUUCAUGAAUCAAACUCCCCUCUCUUAUACGAAAAAUAGUGCAGAAAUGACAAGUUCUAUAUGGACGGGUAACCAAUUAAUAGGAUUAUUGGAAAUGAACGAUAUUGGUUUGGAAGGAAUCACGAAAUUAGCAGUGGCUGUACGAUUUGUUAUAGAUGAAUUUAAUAAAGCGAAAGAAAAUGUUCAUAAUACUAAAUUGUAUAACAAAAAUUUAACAAUUUCACGAAUAACAAAAAUGCUUCUUCACAGUAUAACCCUUGCUUUAAAAACAAUAGCAACGCAAGAGUAUGAAAAUGAUUACAAAGCUUAUAUAGACGAAUCGUACUGUACGGAUCUAACUGACAAAAAUUUAAACGAAAGUUGGAUGCUAUCACGAAAGGUAGUAGGAAAACGUUUAAGAACAUUUAGGUUGAUUUGCUUGAACCCGGCUAUCAUAUUUGGCCCUUUGGCACGACAGGUCAGAUCAAUUAUUUUAGCAUCAGGUACCUUAACCCCAACGGAAUCUUUUGAGAGUGAACUUGGAACGAAAUUUGCCGAUAUCCAUUUUACCGAUCACGUUAUCAGCAAAGAUCGGGUGUUUGUAAAAUGCGUGCCAAAGGGACCAAGUGGAACGCUUCUAAAGGCUAACUUUACCAAUGUGAAUACUUGGCAAUUCCAGGAUGAACUAGGUCAAUUGAUACUUAAAGUCAUCGAAGCCGUACCUCAUGGAAUAUUAUGUUUCUUUUCAUCAUAUAUAAUGAUGAAUAAUCAAAUCACUAGAUGGAAAUUUACUCAAAUUUGGCAACAAAUAGAAAAAUAUAAAAAGAUCUUUGUGGAACCUCGGGAGAGUUCUGAUCUAAAAGAUGUGAUGGAACAAUAUCGUGAAGUAAUAAACGAAACGUCGGAAGUAAAUGUUGAUAAUAACAAAGACCAGCACUAUUCAGGUGCCAUUUUAUUUGCCGUAUUUCGUGGUAAAGUCGCCGAAGGUAUUGACUUCAGCGAUGACGAGGCGCGUUGCGUUAUUACGAUCGGGAUUCCAUAUCCUGUAAAAAGUAGCAAGGAUAUCCAAAUGAAGUGGGAAUACAACGACAAAAACAUUUCAAGAGGACUACUUAGGGGUUCCGAUUGGUACAAUAUUCAAGCCUUUAGAGCUUACAAUCAAGCGGUAGGUCGGUGCAUUCGGCACAAAAAUGAUUGGGGUGCCAUUUUAUUGGUAGAUGAAAGGUUUUUAGUACAAACAUACCAAAGUAGUUUACCCAAGUGGACACGCAAUGCGCUACUCAAAAAUAGUCAUAAUGAGAAUAUUGCGAAGGAAUUAAAAGCUUUUGUCCAAUCGAUAAAGACGCCAUUAUAGGAAGAUGUGGCAUA
Molecule: messenger RNA, 3172 nt
Organism: Polistes dominula (European paper wasp)
Lineage: Eukaryota; Metazoa; Arthropoda; Insecta; Hymenoptera; Vespidae
Product: Fanconi anemia group J protein
Biological process (GO): double-strand break repair involved in meiotic recombination; nucleotide-excision repair
Cellular component (GO): nucleus
Molecular function (GO): hydrolase activity, acting on acid anhydrides, in phosphorus-containing anhydrides; ATP binding; DNA binding
Source: RefSeq, a predicted model, not a curated record